Molecule: messenger RNA, 707 nt
Organism: Meleagris gallopavo (turkey)
Lineage: Eukaryota; Metazoa; Chordata; Aves; Galliformes; Phasianidae
Source: RefSeq, a predicted model, not a curated record
GCUGCGGCGCCCGCGCAGCCCUGGAGCGCGGAGGAGCUGCGGAGCGAGGCGCUGCCCAAGAAGGACAUCAUCAAGUUCCUGCAGGAACACGCGGCGCAGGCGGUACGGCACGGCGCGGCGCCCGGCCACCAACCGGCCCGGCCCGCAUCGGAGCCGUUCUGCGAUCAGGGGCCGCCGAAGUACGUCAAAUCCAUCUUAAAGAAGGGCGACAAAACCAACUUCCCAAAGAAAGGAGACACCGUGCACUGCUGGUACACCGGGAAGCUGCAGGACGGAACCGUCUUCGACACCAACAUUCAGACCAGUUCAAAGAAGAAGAAAGCAGCCAAACCUUUAAGUUUCAAAGUUGGCAUAGGAAAAGUUAUCAGAGGCUGGGAUGAAGCUCUCUUAACUAUGAGUAAAGGAGAGAAGGCUCAGCUGGAAAUUGAACCUGAGUGGGCGUAUGGCAAGAAAGGGCAGCCGGAUGCUAAAAUUCCACCAAAUGCAAAACUUUUCUUUGAAGUGGAAUUGGUGGACAUUGAGUGAAAUGAAGGUUUUUCUUUGCUGCUGGGAAUGCAUUUGAGCAAGAAAGCUUCUGACAGCUGCAGUUCUGCUCUCGUAACUUCAGGAUAUAACUACAACUGUGGCCUUGUAUUGAAAUCAAAGUUGCUCCCCCCGACUGCUGUACAGUAACACACCACUAAAGAAAACAUUGUUUAUACGUGCAA